This is a messenger RNA of Polypterus senegalus (gray bichir), 3398 nucleotides long. RefSeq names its product solute carrier family 25 member 53-like. NCBI's taxonomy places the organism in Eukaryota, Metazoa, Chordata, Cladistia, Polypteriformes, Polypteridae. The transcript has 3 exons. The record is from RefSeq and is a predicted model, not a curated record. The coding region runs from base 542 to 1435 and encodes 297 amino acids.
UUCAGUUUUAAGACUUUCAUUCAUCAGACACACCCAAAGAGUAUCGUCCGAAAGAAAGCGCUUACAACGCGAAGUGAUCUUUAUUUGUUCGGAGGCAACAUUAAUUGAUUGACAGGGUCCUCUACAAAUCAACAUGGAGAUAAUGAACGGCGCAACCAAUCAAAUGUCUAAAGGCGAACUCGUAGUGAAGCAACAUUACCGGGAUGAUAGGAUGCUGAAAUACAGGCUGCAUCUUGUGAAAGAAACGAAGAGCGAAAGGUGCUAAAAACAUUUGUGGAAUUCGGUGACAAAACAGCUCAGCUAAAGAACGAGAAUUUAUUUCAUAGUUGUACUUACUACUCAAGCAGAAACGGUGUGCGGUGAAUUGAUGUGGUGAGCAGAAAAGGAGGUACCCUAACGGAACCGGACCUCUUCGCAGGUACCUUUGUGUUAGCUCCAGGAAUGCUUGAAGAGGGCACACAUCAGUAAAUCAACAUAUGCUUCACUGACAGUAAUACUCACUCACAAAACACUGAUGUAAGGCUUUCUGAAGGAAAAAAGAAUGCAGGAUCGAUCAAACCACCAAGGGCUAGACAGGGGACUAAGACUUGUUGAUUUAUUGCGCAAUAGUUCCUUUAGUGGAGCGGCCUCUAGCUUGGUAACAACUUUGAUAACAUUCCCAAUCUACAAGACCACCUUCAGGCAACAGCUUCAUGCCUUGGUAAUACGAGAAGCCUUAAAGCAGCUCUACAAAGAAGGACCACUGAAGUUCUACAGAGGUGUUCUACCACCAAUGUUGGCUAAAACGGUUCAGGGAACAGUAUUAUUUGGCACCUAUGAAACUGCCCUACAUUGGCUGUCAUCUAGAAGUGAUGGUAGAUCACAGUCCAUCCUUCUGUGCUGUAUCUCAGGAUUUUUCUCUGGAACCAUUGAGGCUCUUAUCCUCACUCCUUUCGAGAGAGUCCAAAAUAUACUACAGGAUAGCCGCAAAGACUCCAAGUUGCCCAAUGUCCGUAGAAUCCUGCAACAAUUUAAUAGCAGCAGUGGAUAUCAGGUUCUGACUAAUGGCUACUAUAGAGGAUUUCUUCCCACAGUGUUAAGAAAUGGUGUUGGAAGUGCCAUGUUCUUUAGCUCUAAGGAUCUAAUCCGUGACCACUUGACACAAAGAGGCCUAAGUGCACAUGUGUCUUCCUUUGUUUCAGGAAGUGUGAACAGCAUAGUCAUCAGCUUAUUGUUGUACCCAUUAUCUGUUCUGAUUGUCAACAUGCAGUCCCAGGUUGGCGGGGAGGUACGGAAUUUAAAGGACUCCAUCACUGCUGUCUGGCGUUCCCGUCAAAGUCAAGUUCAUCUCAUCUACCGAGGGGUUUUGUUGGUCAUUCUUCGAUCUUGUAUAACAUGGGGACUCACAACCACAAUGUAUGAGUCCAUGAAGGGGAAAUCUUUCAAAAGUGAUUAAACCAGAGAAACUGGAUUUAACCAAUGCCACUCAGAUAAUCCAUGGGAGAGCCACAACAUUUGUAGGUUUACAUUCUAUUCAUACUCCUUAUUCAAAGGUUCACCGAUUACUGUUUGUUAAUCUGUUUUUUCUUAGUACUUGGACUGUUUGAUUUUCACUGUGAGGCAUAAGAACACAAGAAUCAAUAUGGCUGUCUGUGGUGUUGAAGUCUCAGGUAUAAUAAAAUAAUAAACAACAUUUCUAUUAUAUCAUUAUUGUAGCCUAAAGUUUAGUCAAUUAAAUUAUAAAGCAUGUUCAUUAAAACAAGGUAUUUUUGCUUAGGUUUUUUCAAGAUGAUAUCAAUAAACCCCUACAGCCCAAAUUCAUUACUUGGUGAUGUUAAAGAUGUUAUGUUCAGCACUAAUGCAUUAUUUCAUUUGAUAGCUUUAUUGUUUUAAAUACAAGUUUAGCUAAUAUCAGAGAGUUGUCUUCUUUUUAGCUUAUCUAUCAGGUUAACACUAUGACAAAAAUGGUGCUAAUGGUUAUAGGAAUCUGAAAGCGAGUCAUGACAUUGUCUAACAAGACCCAUGGGCAGGUUAAUCUCAAAGCAAAGUGCAAAGCGGCACACUCCUCGGGGAACCACAUUUUGGGGGACUCAUGCAGGAAACAUCCACAAUCCCUUUACAAAUACACAUAACAAUAUAAGUAUAUGCAUGUUAAAUAUUUUCAUAAAGCAGCGCAGAAAGCUAUUCAUGAUAACACCCUAAAAAAAAAAAAAAAAUUUCUACCAUAGGCCCAAUUUCCCUUUGAGACAACCAUGUCCACAGGGGUUUCAGCAUUAAAAAUUACUAUUGCUUGACCCCUUUGUCAGCAAUUUAGAAAUCUUAAGUUGCAUCACUGUCAUAAUCAGAGUUUAAUUCAAGAAAACAGAUGGAAAAGGGCAUUUUUCUAAACAAUAACAGAAAUAUGACUGCAGUAUUUGGGUUUAUUUUUCUGUUCACACACUGUGAGCCAAAGAAGUGUUUAUGUAAGAAACAUUAGUUUAAUAAUAUGGAAAUCAUUCUCAGGCAGAUUUGUGUGCUUCCCACAGUUAAGUGACAAGGGUUUGAUUACUCAUCUGGUCACUAUCUUUAAGGGAGUAUACAUUUUAACCUGGAGAAAUUAAAAUUGUUAGGUGGUAUAGAAAGUAACAGGCUACAUGAUUAGUUUCUUUAGCAUUCCCACAAUUGUACUGAGGGGUUACAGAAAAUGUUCUGUAUACAUCUGGCUAUUUUUGAAACAUCUUACACUAAUAUAGAGAUGAAGGGGUUCUGCAUGCCCUUAAUUAUUGUUAAAAAAUUAUUUGUAUAUUGUUGAUUCAAUAGUGAAAUGGGACUCCUUUUUGGGGUUACUAUGAUGCCUCUUUGGUGACUCAAAUUUCACCUUCUACUUUUAUGGUAAGGUCUUUCCUGAAAUUCUUCACAAAUAUGGCAUUUUUAUGGAACUAUGCACAGAUAUAUAAUUAGACUUGCAAAGUAAAUCAGGGUAUUGAACUGAACCUACAGCCUCCAGGUAUAAUGUCUAAAUCUUCUUGCCACAAUACCUGAGGUCUGUGAAAUUAAUUAAAAAAAGACUAUUGCUGCUUCUGUGCUACCACUAAGACUUAGAAUAAGGCUGACAGACUGAUUAUAGGUAUGCCAUUGUAAAAAAGCACUUCGAAAUAGGUGUUUUUUUGCACAUUGAUUAUGUCAAAUGUAAGCAACAAGUAUUUGGAUGCUUAACUUGGGAAGAUAUAGAGGAGAGUAUUAAAACUGUUGCUUUCACUGAUUUUUAAACUGAUAAUUUAACUAUUACAUUCUGUCUCUACUGUUCAACAGUACACUUGAUGCCUAUUCAAUCCACUUUCUUUGACUUUUGCCUGUGUAAUACCUAAGCACAAAUAAAUGUUCUUAAAAGCAUGAUAAAAACUUCAACUGCUUGCAUUUUGCUGUAAUUCUCUGCACAC